This is a messenger RNA of Daphnia carinata, 533 nucleotides long. Its product is annotated as pro-resilin-like. The record is from RefSeq and is a predicted model, not a curated record. Gene Ontology annotation, cellular component: extracellular matrix. Bases 41 to 412 code for a protein of 123 amino acids. NCBI's taxonomy places the organism in Eukaryota, Metazoa, Arthropoda, Branchiopoda, Diplostraca, Daphniidae. The transcript is spliced from 3 exons.
UUCUUUCAAACGCAGAACCAACUCUCCUCACCCAAGAAAAAUGAACAAGCUCAUCAUUGCUGCUGCUGUGUUGAUGACGGUUGCUGUUGCCGCAGCUGCACCGCAAUCUUACUCGUCUGAGGCCAGCUCCAAACCGUCCUACGAGUCUAACGCCAAACCAUCCUACGAUGACGCUCCAAUGCCGUACAGCUUCGACUGGAACGUCAAAGAUGAUGAGAGCAAGAACGACUACGGACACAAGGAGACCAGCGACGGCAAAGUCGUCACCGGUUCUUACCGUGUCGCCCUCCCCGAUGGCCGCACUCAGAUCGUCACUUAUAAAGCCGAUGAGAACGGAUAUGUCGCUGAAGUGAAAUACGAAGGAGAGGCCCAAUACCCAACACCCGAAUACAAACCGGCCUCCAAAUAUUAAAUGUUGCAAAAAAAAAACAACUGGCUGAUUGCAGAUAGACUAUUUUUCCUCUUGUGUAAUUUAUUUCGGACGUGUACAAAAAAGAAACAAUACAAUGACGUGAGAACCUGAAAAAGAAAAA